UUUGAUUCCAUGUUGCAACACAAUAAAAUGUGGAAAAGUCCAAGGGGGGGGCUUUUGAGAGCCACUGUAGUAUACACUUAAAGAUAAUCUUUGGUGACUAUUUAUUAUAGUCUUCCAGAGUAAUGACUUUGUGUGUAUUUUCUUUGUAAAGGUAGUUUUAGCUUUAUAGGUGACAGGCCAUCUUUCUCCUCUUACUGUAUUUACCCCAACCUCACUCCACGAUUAAAAUUGCCAUUUUCUUGCAGCAAAGUUAUACAGGACAUCUGUAAGUAACAUUAAAAAUGAUUUACCGUUGGGUUUUAUUUCAAAAUCGAGUCUGUUUUUUGUUUUAUUUAUUUAUUUAUUUAUUUAUUUAUUUAUAUUUUUCUGCAAAUUAAAUUAACAUUUUCAAUAGUGAAAAUGUCCAUUGAUGCGAAGGCUCUUGGCUCUGUUACCAUUUGCAUCGUUUUACUUGUUUGAACUGUCUGCUCGGACUGACAUGAACUAUUAGCGGCUCCAAUGUGAAAUGAAGACGCCGGUCCCUUUAAGAAGGCAGUGCCUUCAUGAGCUCUACGUUUAUUGGAGCGUUCACAGAUCAACACGUCUGUAUUUGGAAGUACAGUAAGAGAAAGCGAUUUCCUCAAUGGAAGGAGGCUACCAUUGUAUUAUUUAGUUACGCUGUAUACGUUCAAAGAGGCCAUGCGUUUUUAAAUGCCAUUUAGAAGAUUUUUGCUCGGUGCCACAUUCUGUUGUUUCUAUUUGCUUUUUUAUUUUACAAACAAGUAUGUCCUGUCUGUCUUGAAAUUCACGUAUCCCACCCUGUUUCAGGGGUGGCAAACAUUAGUGGGAGGAUUGCUACUAGCUGUCUCUGGGAAGCUGGGAUGGGUGGAGGUCCACAGCAUUUCCAGGUCUGCUGCUCUUUCUUGGCUGCCUGGUUCUGUCCUCUUUGUCGGUAAUAUCUAUGCAGGCUCCAGGGCAUUGUCCAGACUGCCAAUUCCUAUCUUUUUCACACUUUAUAAUGCAUCUGAGGUGGUUGCAUGCUUUAUCCAGAAGCUGAUACAGAGAGAGGCCACAUCCUUGAUGAAACUACUAAGUGUAAUGCUUCUGCUAGCAGCAGCUGUGUGCCUGCCACUGCAUGACCCCCAGUUUGAUCCAAGUGGUUAUUUUUGGGCUGUGAUCCACUUUUUAUGUGUAGGUGGAUACAAAGUGUUUAAGCGUUCAAAAUCCAGUUUGCUAAGUGACCUUGAACAGCAGUACAUCAACUAUGUUUUCAGUGUUUUGCUGUUAGCUUUUUCUGCCCAUCCCACAGGUGAUCUGUUUGGUGCCUUGGAGUUCCCAUUUCUUCACUCUUACAAGUUUCACAGUGGCUGUUGUGCAAGUGGUGUUCUGGGAUUCCUCGUCCUGUUAGCCACGGUGAGGCUGAAGAGUAGCCUGCCUGUUGAGCACUGUGCAGCCUGGGUUUUCUUGGCGAAGGUUCUGGCAGCUGUCUUGUCCUUGUUUGUCUUUGACAUUGUUGUGAACAUACCAACAGUCUGUUGCCUGUUGCUCAGCUGCCUUGGAGAAGCACUGUUUGUUUACUCGAAACGAAGUGCAGCAGAGAGAUGAUAGAGGGCACACACAGAAGACCAAAGCCAUACACAAGGAGAUGUUUUUGAAAUUACUAAACACAAAAAAACAAAAAAAAAACAACUUUAACUUUAAAUGCUAAGAACGGGAAAGGCUAGCAGGGUUUUUAUAUACCUGAACUAGUGUAUGAUUUUCCUUAGGGCACAAGAUAAGAGGACUUUG
Polyodon spathula (Mississippi paddlefish) is the source of this 1767-nucleotide messenger RNA. Its product is annotated as transmembrane protein 241-like. NCBI's taxonomy places the organism in Eukaryota, Metazoa, Chordata, Actinopteri, Acipenseriformes, Polyodontidae. Gene Ontology annotation, cellular component: Golgi apparatus. Gene Ontology annotation, molecular function: antiporter activity. Bases 691 to 1584 code for a protein of 297 amino acids. The record is from RefSeq and is a predicted model, not a curated record. The transcript has 15 exons.